AUCAAUCUCCAUUUGAGAAUAACAUAAUCUUCUCCAAUCUCAAGCCACCUUAUCCCUCCUCCUUGUCUCUCUUUUCCAUUCUCCUGUUGUUGAACCAAAACCAGAGAGAGACAUGGAGGCUGUUCUUCAUUCUAGAGGGCUUCUUUCUCUUCCCCCAAACCCCAGAAACAGGGUCUUACACCCUUCCCAUGGCUUAAAGCAAAGAUUUUUCACUCCAAAACCUAAAUUCCCAUCUGGGUCUCCUCUUUCUUCUCUAUCUUCUCAUGGGUUGUUGUCAAAAUUCAAUCUUUCUGCCUCCAAAACUAAUGUCUUUAGUCAAAAGGACAAGAAAAAUUUGUUCAUUUGCAGGGCUGAAGCUGCUGCUGCUGCUGAUGGUGGGAAGCCACUGUUCGGGGAAUCCGAGGUUGAAAAACCGAAGAUUCUGGGUGUUGAGGUUGCUACCCUCAAGAAGAUUAUACCACUUGGGAUGAUGUUUUUCUGCAUCCUGUUCAACUACACCAUUCUAAGGGAUACUAAGGAUGUUUUGGUUGUGACGGCGAAGGGAAGCAGUGCUGAGAUUAUACCGUUUUUGAAAACUUGGGUGAAUCUUCCUAUGGCUAUUGGGUUUAUGUUGUUGUAUACCAAGUUGUCGAAUGUGUUGUCUAAGCAGGCUUUGUUUUACACUGUUAUUGUCCCCUUUAUUGCAUUCUUUGGGGCAUUUGGGUUUCUUUUGUACCCUCUUAGCAGCUAUAUCCACCCUGAGGCGUUUGCGGAUAAGCUUCUUAACAUCCUUGGGCCGAGGUUCCUUGGUCCUCUUGCAAUCAUGAGAAUCUGGACUUUCUGUUUGUUCUAUGUUAUGGCUGAAUUGUGGGGGAGUGUGGUUGUUUCUGUGCUGUUUUGGGGGUUGGCUAAUCAGAUAACUACAGUUGAUGAAGCAAAGCGGUUCUACCCACUAUUUGGACUUGGGGCCAAUGUAGCCCUCAUAUUCUCUGGCCGGACAGUGAAAUACUUUUCCAAUAUGAGAAGCAAUUUAGGUCCUGGAGUUGAUGGUUGGGCCAUCUCUCUAAAAGCAAUGAUGAGCAUAGUUGUGGGCAUGGGACUUGUAAUCUGUUUCCUGUAUUGGUGGGUGAAUAACUAUGCUCCUCUUCCAGAACGUAGCAGGAAGAAGAAGGAGAAGCCCAAAAUGGGAACAAUGGAGAGCUUGAAGUUCUUGGUGUCUUCAAAAUAUAUAAGGGAUCUUGCUACAUUAGUGGUUGCAUAUGGAAUUAGUAUCAAUCUUGUUGAGGUUACAUGGAAAUCAAAGCUCAAAGCUCAGUAUCCUAGCCCGAAUGAGUACUCAGCUUUUAUGGGAGACUUCUCAACUGCAACUGGAAUUGCUACAUUCAUAAUGAUGCUUCUAAGCCAAUUUGUUUUUGACAAAUAUGGAUGGGGAGUUGCUGCCAAUAUCACGCCUACCGUCCUACUCUUGACCGGAGUUGGUUUCUUUUCUCUCAUAUUAUUUGGCGGCCCGAUUGCACCUAUGCUAGCGCAGUUUGGAAUGACACCACUGCUAGCUGCUGUCUAUGUUGGUGCGUUGCAGAACAUAUUCAGCAAGAGUGCCAAGUACAGCUUAUUCGAUCCAUGCAAAGAAAUGGCCUACAUACCCUUGGAUGAGGACACCAAGGUCAAGGGGAAGGCAGCCAUUGAUGUUGUUUGCAACCCAUUGGGGAAAUCUGGAGGUGCUCUGAUUCAGCAGUUUAUGAUCUUAAGUUUUGGUUCACUAGCCAAUUCAACUCCAUACCUGGGAGGAGUGCUUCUGGUGAUUGUUCUUGCCUGGUUAGCAGCAGCCAGGUCCCUGGACACUCAGUUCACCGCCUUGCGUCGCGAAGAAGAGAUUGAAAAAGAAAUGGAAAGAGUGGCUUCAGUUAAGAUUCCAGUGGUGGCUGAAAACAAGGAUGGAAAUGGUUCUCUUGCAAGUGCUUCUACAGCAGGUGACUCCUCAAUUAGUCCUUCUGAAGCCUCAACUAGUUCUUCAUGAGGGAAGUGUUAGGUGAAACUAUUUCUUGUAGGUUAUUGUCUACUCAUCUCAUAGAAUAAGUUUGCUUCUCAAUUUCUUCAAGGCCCAUAGUUAUUAUUGUUUCUUUAAUCCAUAGAUAAAUGAGUUUAUUCUCAUUAUGAAGGUUUUUAAUUUUGUAGAAGCACAUUUUUUUAGAUAAAUUAAAGGAUGUUGUAAUCACAUUGAAUGUUUUGAAUUGAUGCUACCAUAUUUCAUUGCCAA
Messenger RNA from Lotus japonicus, 2236 nucleotides. Its product is annotated as ADP,ATP carrier protein 1, chloroplastic-like. Lineage: Eukaryota; Viridiplantae; Streptophyta; Magnoliopsida; Fabales; Fabaceae. The record is from RefSeq and is a predicted model, not a curated record. Gene Ontology annotation, biological process: nucleotide transport. The coding region runs from base 113 to 1996 and encodes 627 amino acids. Gene Ontology annotation, cellular component: membrane. The transcript has 5 exons. Gene Ontology annotation, molecular function: ATP:ADP antiporter activity.